Dreissena polymorpha is the source of this 1586-nucleotide messenger RNA. RefSeq names its product 39S ribosomal protein L28, mitochondrial-like. The coding region runs from base 149 to 1000 and encodes 283 amino acids. NCBI's taxonomy places the organism in Eukaryota, Metazoa, Mollusca, Bivalvia, Myida, Dreissenidae. The transcript is spliced from 8 exons. Gene Ontology annotation, molecular function: structural constituent of ribosome. The record is from RefSeq and is a predicted model, not a curated record. Gene Ontology annotation, cellular component: mitochondrial large ribosomal subunit.
UACGAAGUGGUUCGAGUCAGCACGAUUCAAUAUGGCAGCGCCCAUGAACAAAUGACAACAAGUUUGACAUUGAUAUGAUUAUUACAUUUUACGAAGCUGUAAAUUUAUACAAUUAAAGGAAAUUUAAGGCAGACAACAUAUCUCUACAAUGCCGAUAAGAAACCACUUCCCAAUAUUCCAUAAACUAAAGCAAGCAGCCUACACAUACGUUUGGACUGAUAAAUGUGAAAGAUUGCUGCCAAAGCACUACAAGGAACGAUGCCUGAACUUCAUGAUGAAAGACCCGGAGGCUGUGCACUGGAUUCCAGAUCCAAGGAAAUAUGAAUACAAUAAGGAUGGACUGUUGCAAAAGGUUCAGAACCACCCCAUCUUGGUGAAGUACCCGGUGCAGUGUAACCAAGGCCUGUGGGGUGGGGAGGGCGUGGUACAGUGCUUCACCAAGCCCAUCACGGGCCGCAGGAACAGGGACGAUAACAUGUGCAGGAUGCCCAAGUUCUAUGCACCUGUUCUGACCGAGAGGAAGUUGUACAGCGAGAUCCUUGACAAAUGGUUUGAAAUCCCGUGCACGAACCGCGCCAUGGACCUUAUAGACGAUGCUUUCGGACUGGAUUAUUAUGUUCUACAGACUCAUGAACGACAUCUAAACUCGAAGCUUGCCAUGGACCUGCGCCGUAAAAUGCUGAUCACUCUUGCCACCGAAUCUCAGCGGACCAAUCUGACGCUUGUGCGCCAGAAAAUCCUGAAGAGAUACGAGAAGUUCAUGAUCCCAUUGGAGGAGGCGGAAUGGGUGGGGUUGUCCAUACGUGAGGCACUAGAGAAGGCGGAGCAGGAGGAGGAGUCACGACGUGAUACUACGCCCCUCAAGUACCUGCUGGCCGACAAGUACAGACAGGAAUACAAAGAAUUCAAACUUCAAGGUCCCAAGCCCAUGGAAAAGAAACUCACACCAAGUAUCAGCCUUAAAGAUUUUGGAAGGGCUGUCAAGGAUUACAUCAAGUAACCAAUGGUGGAAGUCAUCUUCAGUGCUGAUGUACAGCUGCACUUUUUAUAACAUGGUUGUCUAAUAUCUUUAGAAACAGAUGAGAAACUCUGUUUUUGCAAUAUGAGUGGUUCCUUUUUUAUUGCUUAUGUCCUAAUGACUGAGAACAAAGUUUUUGUAUUUUUAAUGGAUGUUCAAAACUAAUAACAUACUGUACACAAAAACUUAUUUCAAAACUAAAACGUUUGAAUCAAUAAACGCAUGUUCAUUCGUAUUGUUCUCUUGAAUGCAAACUUUAGUUGAUUAAUCCACACGCCAUACAGGUAUAUGGCAUAGCAUUUAUCAUAUGUCAAUAAAACAAAGAAACUAAAAUACACGCAUAGCCGGUUUCAUAUGCAAGGGAGAGCAAUCUUGCUGCCACAAAUGUCAAUCAUGUACAGUGACAUCCCCUCUAUAUAUCGGUUUUUGUACAUCGAUUCUUCUUAGGACCCUUUUUGAGUAAAAGUUUACGACUUACCAUUUUGCAAUUUUAACCGAUAUCAUUUGCGCUUCAUCAAGUCCAUUAUACCGUUGUCUCAUCAUAUUGAUAAUAAACAUAUCAAAACUG